Messenger RNA from Ramularia collo-cygni, 885 nucleotides. Its product is annotated as related to L-cystine transporter. NCBI's taxonomy places the organism in Eukaryota, Fungi, Ascomycota, Dothideomycetes, Mycosphaerellales, Mycosphaerellaceae. The transcript has 6 exons. Gene Ontology annotation, cellular component: fungal-type vacuole; vacuolar membrane. Gene Ontology annotation, molecular function: L-cystine transmembrane transporter activity. The record is from RefSeq and is a predicted model, not a curated record. Bases 1 to 885 code for a protein of 294 amino acids. Gene Ontology annotation, biological process: L-cystine transport.
AUGGCGAUAUCUGGCGAGGACAUCGCUCGGGCUGUGUCUUGGUUUUUUGGUUGGGUCUAUUUCUCUGCUUGGACCAUCUCGUUCUUUCCCCAAGCGUUCUUGAACUACCAACGAAAAACUACGGACGGCCUUACUCCAGAUUUCCCGCUAUUAAAUGUAUUCGGCUUUUCAUGCUUCUCACUCAGCACGAUCCUAUUCCUAUUCUCCCCUGUGAUUCGCGGGCAGUAUGCAGCUCGACAUCCCCUCUCACCGGAGCCUACCGUGCGCAUGAAUGACUUGGCUUUUGGCUUGCUCGGGCUGGUCAUGAGCGUCGUGACCUACUCGCAGUUCUGGCCUAGUCUUUGGCGAUGGGAGCCUGUGGCCGGAGUCAGGAGAAUUGCCGGUACUGUCACCUUGGGGAUCAUAUGGGGCUCGCUGCUCGCUUUGACAUUAAUCACCAGCUUUGUGCUCGCAAAGGGCAACGGGCGGAGCACUGAUAGCACGGUCUGGGCAUGGAUCGAUGUGGUGUAUGCCAUGCAGUACGUCAAGAUCUUGCUGACCAUCUUCAAAUACAUCCCGCAAGUCGUGAGCAACUUUCAGCGAAAGUCAACAAUAGGAUGGAGUAUUUCGCAGCAAUUACUGGAUUUCACCGGCGGUGUCCUCAGCCUGGCCCAACUUGUGAUUGACUCUUCCUUACAAAGCGACUGGACUGGGCUUUCUGGAAAUCCAAUGAAGAUUGGGCUGGGAAUGGUCAGCUUGGCUUUCGAUGUCAUCUUCCUUUCACAGCACUAUCUGCUGUAUGGGCCUGUGGAGGAGAGUCAUUGUCAAGGAGAUCAGGUUGUAGACGUCUCUCAUCGGUCAUGUAAUGAGCAGCGACCUUUGCUACAAGAUGCCAGGAGUGUGUGA